Alternaria atra is the source of this 1551-nucleotide messenger RNA. RefSeq lists its product as uncharacterized. The record is from RefSeq and is a predicted model, not a curated record. The transcript has a single exon. Bases 1 to 1551 code for a protein of 516 amino acids. Lineage: Eukaryota; Fungi; Ascomycota; Dothideomycetes; Pleosporales; Pleosporaceae.
AUGGCUCCGAGUGCAGACUUAACAGCACAGUCCCCGCUGGCGCGCAUACCCAAGCUGAAGUACAGAAAUCCGCUGCCGGCCGACAGCCUUUCGAUUGCCUCCGAUACUUCCCAAGACAGUGGGCCCCACUCUCCAUAUAGUCAAGAGCCUCCCGCGACCCCGGAUUCGAACGCUCCUUCGAACAUCUCCCGCCCUUCCUUCGAAACUACCUCCGUGACGUCAUCCAGUCUGGCUUCCAUAUCCUCCAGCAACUCUUCGUCAAAUGGCUCCAAGUCAUCGAAGAAGAAGAAAAAGGGCUCUGUGCUCGGCUUUCUUUCUCUAAAAGAGCCGUCUCAAGUUGCCUUGGAGCAGUUCGCCGAACACCAGCGCAAGCAGAACGCCAACUCAGGAACAUCCACACCUCAGUCAAAAGCUAGCAGCAACUAUGCUGGCCAAAAGCUCCCACCAUCUGUCCCCAAGGUCAAUUCGAAAUGGGACGGUGUUCCUGAUUCUGUCAAGCACCGCUACUCGACAUCAGGCGGAUCAAGCAAAGGCAACAGAACCAGCGUAUCCUCCAAGGGCUCCUUUGGCUCGCCUCUCAAACAAGCCCCCUGGAACGAAUCGAAGUUUUCUGUAAUGACCGAUGGUACUCGCAAUCCACCCAACUCAGUCGCCUCCAUGUCCUUGUCCAACCUUGACAUCCGAGACGGGACUUCUGGGCUUGGAUCCUCACCAUCUACCACUACGCUCCCUGAAAUGUCUUACUACUUCCCCGACGGUCCUGCUGCAUCGGGCGCGCUACCUCCAAGAUCUGAGAGCGCAGGCGCAACGUAUGAUUCCAUUUCACAACUACCAGUUCGGCUGUCAGACUCUACUUCGAGUGAUCGCCCGAGCAUAGACGGAUCAGUAGACUCCAGACCGCAUUCUCCAGCCUCUUCAACGACAUCAACGGAUACGGUCGUCAUGGACACUGCAGAGACCAUCUUCAGAAAACUCAACGAUCGGCCCAGCCAAGGUGCAUGGGGGAGCGGUGCACAUGCUGUUCAGUCACCUACUCAGGACGAUUCUGAUGAUGUGCCCGAUUCACAUGACUUCCUCUUCCAACCGCAGCCUGUCAUAGAACGCCGACAAAGCGACCCAACCGCUAUCUACGAGUCGUCUUUGGCUGCAUCGUACAUCCCACAUUACGCCCCUCAGCGACCAGUUCAAAAUUUCAGUCGGCCAAUGGCAACCAGGGGCCCACCGCCCGUCCAGCGCUCUGCACACAUGCCACACUAUAGGAGGACGCCAUCAGCCCCAGCGCUACCGACCUUGUACGAAGCCUCACUGGCCAGCACCGAUGAUCUUCGAGAAGAUCGCGACGACGAUGAUGAUUCGUAUUCGAUCGCGCCUUCUACCAUCGCGCCCUCUGAGCUCUCCAAGCAUUGGUAUGAGUCUCCACGUGAACGCCUGGGUCUGGGCAGGCGCCUUCAGAUUAAUGACGUCUCACCUUGGGACGAGCAGAGAGAGGCCGCAGGUAAGCCCAAGAAAAGUCGAUUGUCGAUGUUUGGGAAGGCUGUGUCGAGAGGAUAG